AGGGGCAACAAUUUAACAACCAGAGGGGAGAGUCACGCCAUCAGAACAGAAGAACAUGCUUUAAUUCGGAAAAGUAAUAGGUAAACAAAGGUAACAAACGUUCACCUCUGGAGCAAGAAUCGACUAUUUGGGCAAGGUUACUGUUUCGUGCGUGUCGGAAUGAAGUCUACUCAAAUCUUACUAUCCACUGCACUUAUUUUCCUUCUCUCGGGACUUUCCAUGACCACAGCCUGCAACAAGGCUCUCUGUGCCAGUGAUGUCAGCAAAUGUCUCAUUCAGGAGCUGUGUCAGUGCAGGCCCUCGGAUGGGAACUGCUCGUGCUGUAAAGAGUGUAUGCUCUGUCUUGGCACACUGUGGGAGGAGUGCUGCGACUGUGUGGGGAUGUGUAACCCUAGGAACUACAGUGACACUCCAGCUACCUCCAAAAGCACGGUGGAGGAACUCUACCGACCCAUCCCCUCACUGUUCCGCGCCCUCACCGAGGGCGAAGCGCCCAUCAACAUGAUGGUGGUGUCCUUCCCCGUGGCCGAGGAACUAUCUUACCACGAGAACCUGGUGUCCUUCCUGGAGACCAUGGAGGACCAGCACGAAAAUGUCUCCCUGCCUGGGAACAGUAUCCACGCCAGCUACGAUAACACCCAAAGUACUGAAGAUAACAUGUGCACUGUGGUGUACUUUGAUGACUGCGUGUCCAUCCGCCAGUGCAAGCAGUACUGCGAGUCCAUGGGCGGCUCCAAGUACCGCUGGUUCCAUAACGCCUGCUGUGAAUGCAUCGGCCCGGAGUGCCUCGACUACGGCAGCAAAGCCGUCAAGUGCAUGAACUGCCUGUUCUAAUGAAAGCCAAUGGGACUUGCCACGUUAGGGUACUGUGCUCAAAAUGCCACAAGGGGGCACUGUCUGCAAUAUGCAGAUGGGCUGAUGAGGUUGACCGAGGAAGAUGACUUGUGCCUCAGCCUUUUGUAAAAUGUUUCCAUAUUGUGA
Oncorhynchus mykiss (rainbow trout) is the source of this 981-nucleotide messenger RNA. The record is from RefSeq and is a predicted model, not a curated record. Lineage: Eukaryota; Metazoa; Chordata; Actinopteri; Salmoniformes; Salmonidae.